AAGCUCAAAUACAGUAAAGCAAGUAUAAUAGCUCACGCUUCGGGGCUAGUUACCGUCAGGAUGGCGCUGGGAAUAGGAACAACACUUCUGCUGGCUACUGGAGUCACUCUUCUAAUUUACCUUGUGUCAUGGUGGAGAAGAGUAAAGCACAGCAAUCUCCCUCCAGGCCCCACACCUUUGCCCCUGCUGGGGAAUAUAUUGCAGCUGAGCACCACAGAAAUGCCCAAAGCCUUAUUGAAGAUAAGUGAGACCUAUGGACCAGUGUACACCUGCUACCUGGCCAACAUUCCUGUGGUUGUACUGGUUGGAUAUGACGCGGUGAAGGAGGCACUGGUAGAUCACAGUGAUGUUUUCAGCAACAGAGGAGAUUUGGAGAUGAUCACUAUGUUAUUCAAAGGUUACGGGAUUGUCAUGAGUAAUGGAGAAAGGUGGAAGACAAUGAGACGCUUCUCUCUAAUGACCUUGAGAAAUUUUGGAAUGGGGAAAAGAAGUAUUGAGGAAAGGAUCCAGGAAGAGGCUCAGAACCUGAGAGAGAAAUUCAUGAAAGACAAAGAAACCCCAUUUGACCCAACAUAUUUGCUGGGAUUGGCUGUCUCCAAUGUCAUUUGCUCAAUUGUAUUUGGGAAGAGAUUUGAAUAUGAAGACAAGAAGUUUAUGACCCUUCUGCAAUAUAUCAGGGAAGUCGUAAGCGCACUGAACUCUCGAUCUGGUCAGUUUUUGAGCAUGUUCCCAAAAUUGAUGAAAAAGCUUCCUGGACCCCAUCAGAAAAUGUUUAGCAAUUUGGAAAAGCUAAGGGUGUUUGUGAGGGAGACAGAGAAGUCCCACAGAGAAGUUUUGGAUGAAAACUGUCCACAGGACUUUACAGACUGUUUUCUCUUAAAGAUGGAAGAGGAUAAACAAAACCCAAACACAGAAUUUCAUGAAGAAAACUUGAUGGGAUCAGUACUUGACUUGUUUUUUGCUGGUACAGAGACUACAAGCAAUACUCUGAGAUAUGCUUUCAUAAUAAUGCUGAAGCACCCAGAGAUACAAGAAAAAGUCCAGAAAGAGAUUGACACCAUAAUUGGACAAGAUCGCCUUCCCUCUGCGGAGGACAGGAGCAAGAUGCCAUAUACAGAUGCCGUUAUACAUGAGAUCCAGAGAUUUGCUGAUAUUUUACCUGGAGGAUUAGUACAUGCUACCAGCAAAGACACUACCUUCCGGGGAUACCACAUUCCCAAGGACACCUUGGUGCUUCCCACACUAACAUCUGUCUUAAAAGACCCUAAUUUUUUCAAGAACCCAUCUGAGUUUGACCCUGAGCACUUUCUUGAUGAGAAUGGAGCCUUUAAGAAGAAUGAAGCCUUCAUGCCAUUUUCUGCAGGGAAGCGCAUAUGUGUGGGAGAAGGUCUGGCUCGUAUGGAGCUCUUCUUGUUUUUUACUACUAUACUGCAAAGAUUUACUUUGAAGCCUACAGUGGACAAGAAGGAAAUAGAAAUCACCCCAGAACCCAAAACCAACGCUUCAAGAGCUCGGAAUUAUAAGAUGUUUACUGUUCCUCGGUGAAGUACCCAUCAUGCACCAUCAAAGAUGGUAUCAACA
This is a messenger RNA of Nanorana parkeri, 1581 nucleotides long. Its product is annotated as cytochrome P450 2G1-like. The record is from RefSeq and is a predicted model, not a curated record. Gene Ontology annotation, biological process: xenobiotic metabolic process. Gene Ontology annotation, cellular component: cytoplasm; intracellular membrane-bounded organelle. Gene Ontology annotation, molecular function: heme binding; iron ion binding; oxidoreductase activity, acting on paired donors, with incorporation or reduction of molecular oxygen, reduced flavin or flavoprotein as one donor, and incorporation of one atom of oxygen. Bases 61 to 1545 code for a protein of 494 amino acids. Lineage: Eukaryota; Metazoa; Chordata; Amphibia; Anura; Dicroglossidae. The transcript has 9 exons.